Messenger RNA from Talaromyces marneffei, 648 nucleotides. RefSeq lists its product as uncharacterized. Bases 1 to 648 code for a protein of 215 amino acids. The transcript has a single exon. The record is from RefSeq and is a predicted model, not a curated record. NCBI's taxonomy places the organism in Eukaryota, Fungi, Ascomycota, Eurotiomycetes, Eurotiales, Trichocomaceae.
AUGGACUACAUCGAGCGCAUCCUAGCCUUCAUCCUCCAAUACCGGCGCGGUCACGACGAAGGCUUAAUUCCGCGUUCCGCAGCAUUCGCGCACCGUCCCAACCCAACCAUCACCCUCGAAUGCCCCAACAUCGGUCCCACGGGGUCGAGAAUCCCGUCGAAAUACGGAUUCUUUGGAGAUGGGACGUUUCCCAUACUGAAAUGGAGUUUACCAACUGACCUGCAGGGGAAAAAAGAGGUGGUGAAGGAAUGGUUCCUAGCAGUCGAAGAUCCAGAUGCGCCGCUGGUAGUACCCGUGCCUCAUGGAUUGUAUUACUCGAUUCUAGCGGAUCGGACCUCUGUCUUUGAUGCUGAUUUCGAGAAAGUCUGUCCUCCUUCUGUCCCUGGCGAUCGGAGCAUCAGCGACGACUUCACGCUCAAAGGGGGGUUCAAGUAUGGCCUCAACAGGCGGAAGACGAUCUAUCUUCCGCCUAGGGGAUUGUUGGGUCAUGGACCGCAUCGAUACUUUUAUGAAAUUGUAGCGCUGAGUGAGCCGAUUGAUACGGAGAAAUUGAGUAUGACGGGGGCAACGAGGGAGGAGCUUGUUAAGCAGCUUGAGGGAAAAGUUAUUGCUUGGGGGGAGUGGAUGGGUGUGUGGGAGAGGACUUGA